This is a messenger RNA of Aspergillus steynii IBT 23096, 1828 nucleotides long. RefSeq names its product L-lactate dehydrogenase (cytochrome). The coding region runs from base 29 to 1531 and encodes 500 amino acids. The transcript has 3 exons. Gene Ontology annotation, molecular function: heme binding; L-lactate dehydrogenase (cytochrome) activity. NCBI's taxonomy places the organism in Eukaryota, Fungi, Ascomycota, Eurotiomycetes, Eurotiales, Aspergillaceae. The record is from RefSeq and is a predicted model, not a curated record. Gene Ontology annotation, biological process: lactate metabolic process.
AUUCUUAGUUUGCCUCUGAGUCGCAGCCAUGAGUAACGGCAAGCUUACCGGCGCUGAUGUCGCCCAGCAUAACUCUCGCGAGUCGUGUUGGGUGAUUGUUCAUGGGAAGGCCUAUGAUGUGACAGAGUUCCUACCAGAGCACCCCGGUGGCCAAAAAAUCAUCCUGAAGUACGCCGGCAAAGAUGCGACCGAGGAGUUCGACCCGAUUCACCCCCCCGACACCCUGGACAAGUACCUGGACCACUCGAAACACCUGGGUCAAGUCGAUAUGAACACUGUCGAACGGGAGGAGAAGGCGGCUGAUCCGGAGGAGAUUGAACGUCAGGAACGUAUCAAGCUCAUGCCUCCGUUGGCAGCAUGCUACAACCUGAUGGACUUCGAGUCGGUCGCACGCAACGUGAUGAAGAAGACGGCGUGGGCCUACUACUCCAGUGGCGCAGACGAUGAGAUUACGAUGCGCGAAAACCACUCCGCCUUCCACAAGAUCUGGUUCCGGCCACGAAUCCUCGUCGAUGUCGAGAACGUCGACUUCUCGACCACAAUGCUCGGCGCCAAAUCAUCCAUUCCCUUCUACGUGACCGCCACUGCCCUGGGCAAGCUCGGCAACCCUGAGGGCGAGGUCGUGCUGACACGAGCUGCCCGCAACCACGACGUUGUCCAGAUGAUCCCCACCCUCGCCUCGUGCUCGUUCGACGAGAUCGUCGAUGCCAAGCAAGGCGACCAGGUGCAAUGGCUGCAGCUGUACGUCAACAAGGACCGCAACAUCACCAAGGGCAUCGUCGAGCACGCCGAGGCGCGCGGCUGCAAGGGUCUUUUCAUCACCGUGGACGCGCCGCAGCUCGGCCGUCGCGAGAAGGACAUGCGUUCGAAGUUCUCGGACGUCGGGUCCAGCGUUCAGUCGUCGGGCGGCGACUCGGUCGACCGGUCUCAGGGCGCCGCGCGUGCGAUCUCCUCGUUCAUCGACCCCUCCCUCUCCUGGAAAGACAUCCCGUGGUUCCAGUCCAUCACCAAGAUGCCCAUCGUGCUGAAGGGCGUGCAGUGCGUCGAGGACGUCCUCCGCGCCGUCGAGAUGGGCGUGAACGGCGUCGUCCUCUCCAACCACGGCGGUCGCCAGCUCGACUUCGCCCGCUCCGCCAUCGAGGUCCUCGCCGAGGUCAUGCCCAUCCUGCGCGAACGCGGCUGGGAGGAUAAGAUCGAGAUCUUCGUCGACGGCGGUGUCCGUCGCGCCACGGACAUCCUGAAGGCCCUCUGCCUGGGCGCCAAGGGCGUCGGCAUCGGUCGGCCCUUCCUGUACGCCAUGUCGGCGUACGGCCAGGACGGCGUCGACCGCGCCAUCCAGCUCCUCAAGGACGAGAUGGAAAUGAACAUGCGGCUGAUCGGCGCCCGCACCAUCGCCGAUCUUAACCCCAGCAUGCUGGACGUGCGCGGCCUCGUCGGCGGCCACAGUGCCCCCGUCCCGUUGGACACGCUGACCCUGCGGGCGUAUGAUCCUCUCCAAGCGCCGAGGUUCAGCGAGAAGGCCAAGCUGUAGCUUACCUCGGCCCUUGUUGUUCAAUUGCUAUGACUGCUUUGAUACCACUGCUUUGUCUAGUACAUACUACGACCCAUCUACUCCCUUCCUACCUAUCUCACGACUAAUAGGUAACCCAUACCCCUUCUUUCGAUUGUAUAUACCCAUCCUAUCUACUCAACACGUCUUAUACGUUGGAAACGCUGCUGUAUUAUUACCAAGAAAAGACCUAAAGUCUAGAAGCAAUGAAAGGAAAGAAAGAAGAAAAAAAAAACGAAUCGACUUUUUAUAUAUUAUAAACAUUAAACUAUAAAUUCA